CGCGUGCGCGCUGCCGUGGCAGGCCAGCGCUGGGCAGGCGGUGCGGAGGGACCGAGCCUCGGGCCGCGCCGCGCCCGCAGCAGGAAUCAUGACGACCUCAGGCAAAGAGAAUUUCCGGCUGAAGAGCUACAAGAACAAGUCUCUAAACCCUGAUGAGAUGCGUCGCAGGCGGGAGGAAGAGGGCCUUCAGCUACGGAAGCAAAAGAGGGAGGAACAGUUGUUCAAACGCCGAAAUGUUGCAACAGCUGAGGAAGAAGCGGAGGAAGAGGUCAUGUCUGAUGGUGGCUUCCACGAGGCUCAGAUGAACAACAUGGAGAUGACUUCUAGUGCAGUCAUCACCUCUGAUAUGAUUGAGAUGAUUUUCUCCAAUAGCCCAGAACAGCAGCUUUCUGCCACCCAGAAGUUCCGAAAGCUUCUUUCUAAAGAGCCAAAUCCCCCAAUAGAUGAAGUUAUAAGCACACCAGGAGUGGUGGCCAGGUUUGUGGAGUUCCUCAAGCGGAAAGAAAACUGCACGUUACAGUUUGAAGCUGCCUGGGUCCUGACAAACAUUGCCUCUGGAAAUUCACUUCAGACACGAAUAGUGAUCCAAGCAGGAGCUGUCCCCAUCUUCAUAGAGCUGCUUAGUUCAGAGUUUGAAGAUGUACAGGAACAGGCAGUAUGGGCUCUUGGCAACAUCGCUGGAGACAGCACCAUGUGCAGAGACUACGUAUUGGACUGUAAUAUCCUGCCCCCUUUGUUGCAAUUGCUUUCAAAACAGAACCGUCUCACUAUGACCCGAAAUGCUGUAUGGGCUCUGUCCAACCUCUGCAGAGGGAAAAAUCCUCCUCCAGAUUUUGCCAAGGUUUCACCUUGUCUAAAUGUGCUUUCCUGGCUGCUUUUUGUCAAUGACACAGAUGUAUUAGCUGAUGCCUGCUGGGCUUUAUCCUAUUUGUCUGAUGGCCCCAAUGAUAAAAUCCAGGCUGUGAUAGAUGCAGGAGUCUGCAGAAGACUUGUGGAGUUGCUGAUGCACAAUGACUACAAAGUUGUGUCUCCUGCCUUACGAGCUGUUGGGAACAUUGUCACAGGCGAUGAUGUCCAGACCCAGGUAAUUCUGAACUGCUCAGCCCUGCAGAGUUUACUGCACUUGCUAAGCAGCCCAAAAGAAUCUAUCAAAAAAGAAGCCUGCUGGACAAUAUCAAACAUAACAGCUGGAAACAGAGCCCAGAUCCAGACAGUCAUAGAUGCCCACAUCUUUCCGGCUCUUAUCAAUAUCUUGCAAACUGCUGAGUUUCGAACAAGGAAGGAAGCUGCUUGGGCGAUCACAAAUGCGACCUCUGGAGGCUCUGCUGAACAGAUCAAGUACUUAGUAGAACUGGGAUGCAUCAAACCACUCUGCGACCUCCUCACAGUAAUGGACUCGAAGAUAGUGCAAGUGGCGCUGAACGGGCUGGAGAACAUCCUGAGGCUGGGAGAGCAGGAGUUCAAAAGCAGCGGCACCGGCAUUAACCCUUACUGCGCUCUCAUUGAGGAGGCCUACGGCCUGGACAAGAUUGAAUUCCUGCAGAGCCAUGAAAAUCAAGAGAUUUAUCAGAAGGCCUUUGAUCUGAUUGAGCACUACUUUGGAACAGAGGAUGAAGACAGCAGCAUUGCCCCGCAGGUGGAUCUCAGCCAGCAGCAAUACAUCUUCCAGCAGUGUGAGGCUCCCAUGGAAGGCUUCCAGCUCUGAAGUGCCCCUUCAGCGUGCGCUUCUCUACCUGUCCAGUCCUGUUGUCGAGCCACAAGCCACCUGUGGAGUGAUUCUCUCACUGUUUUCCAUAGCCCCGUUUGCGCUCAUUUGCUUGCCUCGUGCACAUGCUCCUACAUACGUCUGGAAAACUUCUGGCUCUCCGUGGCAGGAUGCCCCCUCCUUGGCAAAGGGUCACAGAAUCACCCUUCUCCUCUAGCUUCCGGACCUCUCCACUGGUACCUUUGCGGAGUUGAGACACCUUUCUAUACUUUUGAGAUACUCCCUGCUCCUAUUACAGGAAAAGAAUCCCUCCUCCACUGGCCCCCACACUCCUGGCAUCCAAGAUGAGGCUGCCUUUCUCUUGGCUUUGCUGCAGUGUGUACCUGCAGUCCAGGGAGACAUUCAGACUUUGCGAGACCGUGGCUGAAUUCAGUCCCUAUUUUCUCUCCUGAAUGCCUCUCUCCAGAUGGCUGUGUGAGAUGGGUUAAACCUUCACACGCUACGUGUCCACUUAGCUGCAUGUGCCAGCUGGAGUUAUUGGCAUGUAGGACACGUUGCAAACAAUGGAGUAAGUUCUCUGUCCCCUGCAACAAGAGGCUGCAAUGGACCUAUUUUCUGAUUCUGAAGAAUACUGAACACAUCUGGCCCCAUCCCUUUCAACACCAAGCUUCCAAGCGGGAUUGCAGGCCACUGUGGAGAUUUGUAUCACCUUCCUAGGCUUUCCUGUCCAUCCAUCAAUAUGAAAACAAAGAAGAAUCCUGGGAAUAGGUCACUCUUCCUGCAUCCCCAGAAAUGACUUGCCAAACCAGCUUCUCGAAAGGAGAAACUAUCCCUACUUCUGCUUGCCAGCAUGGUAUGAUCCAACUGGACCUUCCUGAAAAAUCAAGGCCUUUUCUGGUUUCAUUCUCCAAAGUCUGGUCCCUUGGUAUUAUAGUUAUGGCUGAAAGCUUCCUCUCUGCCUCAUUACAUUUUUACACGGUGUGACUUGAAAGGAUUUGUCUUCUGGAAAAAAUUCCCUUCUGAAUACAGAAAUUUGUAAAAGGUAGCACAAGGAGCAUUAGGUCUCCUUUUCGUUUUUCACAAGACAAAAGCUUCCACUCCAGCUAACCUGAUAAAAGGGUCGAGCUGGUCAAGCUCCUUAUUUAACAGUUGAAGAGACACUACAUUGAAAGGACAGGAAUAUUAACACCCGGCCCUUCCAUUUCAUUCUUCCCUUUGUGCUGUUGUUGGGACUGGAGGUGAGUUAGCAUGGGACGCGUGGUUCCCGCAGGUGAAUCUCUAGGGCCUUGCUGACUGCAUGGCAGCUGUCAGCUGCAGGCUGCUCUUCUGCUAGCAGCAUGCUCUUGGCUCCGCGACCCGCUUGGCAUCUGCUGCGAAGGCCAGCCGCUCCUCGGCGAGUUCAGCCGAGAUUGGCACCCAGCUCUUGGCGUGAGCGUGGAGAUGCCACGCCCUGGGAAGUGCUGGAUUCUGUUGGACUCUCCAGGCCGUCCGCUCUCCCCACAUCAGGCUGCUUUCUUUCCAGCCACUUCAGAAGUUUGGAACACGCAUUUGUCCUGUGUAAGCAUUUCAGAACCACCACUGACAGCUACAGUGCCCCAUACCUGUGGGAAGCGUCAGUGGCGCUUCGCUCCUCUUUGCAACUCCCCUCAGAGACAAGCCACUGCAAAAGCAAAACCAGCCCACUGGCUACAGAAUCACACAAACCCAAGAAUCACUUGGCAGACUGCUGGAAGAAGCUAGGCAAAGGCCUGACCAUCAGCUCCGUGCGACUGUUACUGAAGUGGUCUUCAGUGCUGUCCGUGCUUCAGGAUGGAAACUCUGACCUGCGUGGCCACUGCAAAAGGCACCUGCUGCUUCCCUACCUAAGACAGCUGGCCUCCACCUUCCCUCUCCCAGUUCUUUUCUCUAGUGCUGCUUUGUGCUGAAGGAACAUUUAGUUUACUGCACUUGAUCUGUAAAUGGACUUUUGAUUCUUUGUAAUUUUAGGGGGUUAAAUUUGAUGGUUAAUUUAAAAAAAAAAACAAACAACAAAAACAACAAAACAAACAAACAAAAAAGGCUUAAAAAAAUCCCACCCCUCAAUGUUGCCUUUUACAUCACAUAUAUAAAUAACUCUGUUUCUCUUUUUUUCUUGAAAGGGUGAUAGAAGCACUGAUGAGGUAGCAAAACUUUUGGGUUUUAGCUUUUUGGUAUAUUCCCCGCCCCCCCCCCCCCCCUUUUGUUUUUUUGUGCUUUUUAUUUCAAUGUGUAAAUUUCCAAUAACAUGGCAUUUCUAGGAGAUUUGUUUAAAAAUCACAGUACCUCUUUCCUGGAUGGUAUCAAAAAAAACCAAACCAACAGCUACAUAUUUUGUAAACCCAAUCUGGACAAGAGUGUGUGUGUGUGUGUGUGUGUGCAUAUAUUCUGUAUAUUCAUAUAUGUAUAUUCUGUGUAUAUAUACACCAGGGGUGUAUAUAUACAUAUAUAUAUACACACACACCCCUAUAUAUACACACACAUGAAGCACCUGUGUGUGUAUAUAUAUAUACAUAUCUAUAUAUCUAUAUAGCUAUAUAUAUAUAUAUAAAAGUGUUUUCUCUUCCAGGCUAGUGAAAACAAUGUGGUGCAUUGGCGUUCCCUUCCCCUGCCCCCCGCCCCUAAGAAAACUAAUGACAAUUGCCUCGAAAUGAGCGAAUUAAAAGCCGAGUCCGUUUCAGCUGCCUGGUGUGCCUUCCUGUGUGAGGAGCUUGGCCAGUGUGUGUUACUUUUGCUGUGGAAAUGUGAAUUCAGAGCAGAUAAGUAUAAACCUUUACACUUCGGUAUCUUUGUUUGAAGUGACGGAUUGGCACAGGGUGAUGUUGUUGUCGUAUAUCCUUAGGCUGUGUAAGGCAUUCUGAGUGAUGCUACGUAACUACUUUGACUGAAAACUAAACCAGUACGCAAGAAAAAAAUCACCAUGGCACACAUUAAAUGGAUUCAAUUGUG
This is a messenger RNA of Pogoniulus pusillus (Red-fronted tinkerbird), 4669 nucleotides long. RefSeq names its product karyopherin subunit alpha 1 (gene KPNA1). The record is from RefSeq and is a predicted model, not a curated record. Gene Ontology annotation, cellular component: cytoplasm; nucleus; nucleoplasm. Gene Ontology annotation, biological process: NLS-bearing protein import into nucleus; postsynapse to nucleus signaling pathway. The transcript is spliced from 14 exons. Gene Ontology annotation, molecular function: protein binding; nuclear import signal receptor activity. Bases 89 to 1705 code for a protein of 538 amino acids. NCBI's taxonomy places the organism in Eukaryota, Metazoa, Chordata, Aves, Piciformes, Lybiidae.